Messenger RNA from Penicillium canariense, 1770 nucleotides. RefSeq names its product trichothecene efflux pump. The coding region runs from base 1 to 1770 and encodes 589 amino acids. The record is from RefSeq and is a predicted model, not a curated record. NCBI's taxonomy places the organism in Eukaryota, Fungi, Ascomycota, Eurotiomycetes, Eurotiales, Aspergillaceae. Gene Ontology annotation, molecular function: transmembrane transporter activity. The transcript has 5 exons. Gene Ontology annotation, biological process: transmembrane transport.
AUGCCUUCUACGGCCCAACACAGCGACCAGGGACCUGAUAACAAAGACGAUGUCGUUGAACAGUUCGACAAUGUGGACAACCCAGAGGAAAAGAACUUGUGCUACGAAGAGAAUGAAGAGCCGGCGCUACAUGCGCGGACUUAUUUCGCCUUGGCUGCCAUGUUUUUCUUGAACCUCGUCCAGGUGUUUGGGCUUCUAGGUCCCCCAGCUGCGCUGCCCUAUAUCGAGAAGGACCUCAACAAUACUAUCGCAGGCUCAUGGGUUCCCAACUCCUUAUCACUAGUUCAAGCCGUGCUCUCUCCUCUCCUCUCGUCUCUCUCAGACACAUUCCAGGCCAGGAAGGCAUUUCUGGUCGGCCCAGCUAUUAUCUCUUUUAUUGGCAGUGCAAUUGCACCCGGAUCAACUAAUAUAUAUCGGCUCAUUGCGGCACAGGUGCUGAUUGGAUUCGGGUUUGCGACCGUUCCACUGGCAUACUGCGUACCAAGUGAUAUUUUACCCAGACGAUGGAGGGCCAUGGCCCAAGCGUGCAUCAACAUUGCUGGAUCAGUGGGUGCCUGCGCAGGGCCCCUGAUCAUCGGUUCGCUGACCAGAGCGAACCCUCACACCGGGUGGAGAAAUUAUUAUUGGAUCCAAAUGGCCCUUUGGGGAGUGACAGCGAUCGGACUUUUUGUGGGCUACCGACCCCCGAAGAGGCAUACUCGAUUAGAUCAUCUGUCGUUCUGGCAGAAGCUGGGCCGGGUGGACCUUUUAGGAUUUUUCCUUCUCACUGCUGGGUUGACCAUUUUUCUGACCGGACUCAACCUUGGAGGCGGUCUAUACACAUGGUCCAGUGGGCCAGUUUUGGCCACUUUGAUCGUAGGUAUACUAACUCUGGUCGCCUUCGGAAUCUACGAGUGGAAGUUCACCAGAACCGGAAUUCUACACCACGAUCUCUUCCACGGGGGCAAAGUCGGAAAUAGUGCAGGCCAUACUUUUGCUAUCUGCAUUGUGCUCAUAUUCAUUGAGGCGAUUAUGCUGUUUCCCUUCGUGAUAUUCUACCCGGUCUUAACGACGAUAUUAUUCGAAACAGAUCCAUUCCUAAUGGCAGUCCGGCAACUACCCUACUGGAUCGCUGCAGCAAUGAGCACGGUGAUCUAUGGCUAUUACAGUGUUAAGUUCAAGACCAUUCGUGCGCCCAUGCUGGUUGGUUUUAUUAUUUUUACUUCCGGGCUUGUUGGCAUGUCUACUAUUCAACCCGACAAUAACUCUUCCGCCAUUGUCUUCCUUGCUUUGUCCGGACUCGGCUUUGGUGCGCCUUUGAUUUUGGUCAUUGCAGGAGUUCAGCUCUCAACGCCACACCAUCUAAUCGCAACCGCAACCGCAGCGACGGCUUGCUCUCGCGCCAUAGCUGCUUCUGUCUUCACCGCUAUCUACUAUGCCGCAUCAAACGCACGCCUUGAGAAUUACAUCCCUCAGUACAUUUCCAAGGCAGCUUUGCAGGCGGGACUCCCACAAUCUUCCGUUAAUGCUUUCGUGGAAGCGCUGUCAUCGAACGAUGAUGCAUCUCUGAAAAAUAUAUCCGGUAUCACUUCCGAGAUUAUCAGUUCUGGAGUCAGUGCCCUGAGACAAGCCUAUGCUGAUGGACUGCGGGUUGUUUUUAUCAUCGCCGUACCCUUUGGUGUCAUUGCCUGCGUUGCCAGUCUGUACUUGGGGGAUUUAAAGAAGGCCAUGAACUAUGGAGUGGACGCACCAAUCGAGAAUCUGCAUGCUAAGCGUCGCGCCCAAACCUGA